AUGAUUGGACUCACUCUUUCAUCCUCUCGACCUCCUCUUCGCGGUCUCCGCCACGGCCUCCCGGUCCGUCUCUCGCGCCGCGCGGACCCGGUUCCAGCGUUUGUGUUGGCAAACGCUCCCUUGUCGCAUCUCUACUCCAACGAGAGCUGGUGGCCGUCCGACGUCUCGGAACAUGUCAAACACGUCGUCCCAGAGGUCAACUUCACUCGCGUUGCAUCAUCGGUUACUCUGGAGACACUCUCCACAUUCGGCAGCGACGUGUUUCUGACGUCGCCAUCGUGGAUUACGAGCCAAGUUGGCAUCCCGGACUCAACUGGCCAUAGUGCUGCUCCUGUGACCAUCGUAUUGGUCGAGAAGGCGAACAACACCCUUGAUGCCUUCUUCUUCUACUUCUACUCGUAUGAUCACGGAGGAAAGUUCGGCGAUCACGUCGGUGACUGGGAGCACACUAUGGUCCGUUUUGUGAACGGCGCCCCCACCGCCUUCUACCUCUCCGCCCACUCCGACGAACGGCGUCCCACGAACUACAUCGGCGUCGGCACGCACGCAAACUACGCGACCCCUGGCCAACACUGCCACGACCUCCCCGGCGACCUCCUCUGCGACCAGACGGACGCCGGCCUCCUGUGGGAUCCGGCCCUCAACUACCGCGCGUUCUGGUACGACCCCGCCGCGAACGCGUUCACCGCGCCGAUCGACGCGGAGGGCGCGAGCUGGCUGAGCUUCACGGGCAUGUGGGGCGACGAGCAGUACCGCGUCCUCGAGCACGGUCAGUACUGUAUCGUCAUCGGCGACCUCGUCAACGAGUGCCGCUUCUCGAGUGGGCCUACUGGUCCGAUCGCGAAGAACCUCAACCGAACGGCGGUGUGCCAGAAGGAAGACGGCUGCACGGUUGAGACCUCGCUGUGA
Molecule: messenger RNA, 909 nt
Organism: Epithele typhae
Lineage: Eukaryota; Fungi; Basidiomycota; Agaricomycetes; Polyporales; Epitheliaceae
Exons: 6
Coding region: 1-909 (302 amino acids)
Source: RefSeq, a predicted model, not a curated record